GAGGACAGCUUUGAUGGUGGUGACCGGGAGGAAUCUUUCUCAGUUUCUGGGCCUUCAAACGAAGACACUGACGGCAGUUUGAAGGACAGCAGGGCGCCUGAUUUAAGUGUAAAUACUCUGGAACAAGAGGACUUUCUUCAAACACAGAGGACAGGUCAGACAGAAAAAAUGUCCUCCACCUGUUUGGCUGCUGAAAACUGUUUCAUCUUGAAGCUAAAUGUAGAGUCACAGAUAAAAAUUCACACAGGACAGAAACCAUUUGGCUGUGGUGUUUGUGGUAAGAUGUUUAGCCGCAAGACGCUCUUUAAAUCCCACAUGAGAGUGCACACGGGGGAGAAACCCUACGGAUGUGAUGCAUGUGGGAAAAGGUUUACGCUUCAGUACAGCUUUAAAAGACACAUGCGUGUGCACACGGGAGAGAAACAGUUUGGCUGUGACGACUGUGGGAAAACAUUUCGUUGCAAAACCCAUCUGAAGCGACACAUGAGAGUUCACACAGGAGAGAGACCGUUCGGUUGUAGCGUGUGUGGGGAAAGGUUCACAGAACAGGGCGCUCUGAAACGACACACCAGAGUGCACACUGGAGAGAGACCCUUUGGUUGCACUGUGUUUGGGGAAAGAUUUGCAGAGCAGGGCGUUCUGAAGAGACACAUAAGAGUUCACACGGGAGAGAAACCAUUUAGUUGUGAUGUCUGUGGGAAAUGAUUCAGACAGCAGAAUACGUUGAAAAGACACACAAACGUCCACACAGGAGAGAAACCGUAUGGCUGUGAUGCGUGUGGGAAAGUGUUUAGAGAGCAGACUACGCUCAAAAGACACACUGUUGUUCACACAGGAAAGAAACCAUUUUGCUGUGGUGUUUGUGGAGAAAGAUUCACUCAACAGGGAAAUCUGAAGAGACACAUGAAAGGUCACACAUGGGAGAAACUCUUCCACUGAAGGAUUUGUCUUUAACCCUCUGGGGUCGCCGGACGCGCCGGCGCAUCAAAAUCACAUGACCAAUUUAAGACGACACAGCUACAAGAUGCAGCACGUCAGAGUCUCCAAUCCAACUUGGGUCGAAAGUGCGGACUUAAAACUAUAUACCAGUUUUUGAAUUGUGCCGAUGGGCCACGUAAAA
Haplochromis burtoni (Burton's mouthbrooder) is the source of this 1120-nucleotide messenger RNA. RefSeq names its product gastrula zinc finger protein XlCGF57.1-like. NCBI's taxonomy places the organism in Eukaryota, Metazoa, Chordata, Actinopteri, Cichliformes, Cichlidae. The record is from RefSeq and is a predicted model, not a curated record. Gene Ontology annotation, biological process: regulation of cytokine production; regulation of immune system process; negative regulation of transcription by RNA polymerase II.